CUAGUGCCCACACAACAGCCAAACGAUACAUAUAUAACUUAUGCCGAUUGGGGAACAAUUGGAUCGCAAAUUAUAUUUGUCCACAAAAAUGACAUUUACUAUAAAUCCGAUGCAAACGCAGCGCCGAUAAGACUCACAAAUACGGGCGAAGAUAUGGUUAUAUAUAACGGAAUACCCGAUUGGCUGUACAGACGAGAGAUAUACGCAAACUCACCAAAACUGUUUUGGUUAUCACCGGUGGGAACAAAGUUGGUCUACACGACCAUUGAUGACAGCGGUGUCGACUUAAUGACCUGGCCAUUCUAUAGCACAGGCAAAUUGGCCCAGGGUUAUCACAAUCAAUAUCCUAAAAUUGAAAUGGUCAGGUACCCGAAAGUGGGCCGACCCAACCCUACGAUCGCUCUUUAUUACAUCGAUUUGACUCAAUUGCGUGAUUAUAACGACUCGAUCGGUAAACUGGCCGUACAUUUAAAGCCACCCAAAGUUAUCACAGACUAUGGCUAUUUUACGGCAACGUUUCCUUCAAAUCCGGGAGAAAAGCAUUUAAUGAGCGCUCCGUUAAGCCAGUCGUCGGCGGCGGCGAAGACAGAACCCGUGUGUCACACAUGUCUUAUCAACACAUAUAACACCGAUAGGGAUAACACAUGUCUGGUCUCUGACGCCACGUUCAGCAAAGAUGCCAACCAUUAUAUCCAUCACUGUUUAGGACCUAAUAUUCCCCAAUCGGUGGUCAGGCGGACAGUCGACGACCGCUUACUCUAUACACUCGAAGACAAUAAACGCCUGAAUACUAAACUCAAAAACCUAUCGCUUCCCAAAACCAUUUUCAUGAAGGUUCCGGUCGGACGCUAUCAGCUCGACGUUCAGCUUUUUGUGCCGCAAAAUUUCAAUAACAAUUCAGCGCAAAAAUAUCCGUUAGUUUUCAACGUUUACGGCGGACCCGGAGCUGAGAGUGAAUACGUUUCCCAUAAAUACUUUUACAAUCAAUUCGGCUCUUAUUUGGUCUCAAAUAAAAGCGUAAUCUAUGCCUAUCUGGACAGCAGAGGUGCCCCCAAUCGCGGCCAACAAUUCAUGUUUGAAAUCUAUCGCCGAUUGGGAACCGUUGAGGUCGAGGACACUAUAGCUGUGGCCCGUUAUUUGCGCGAUAAUGUGCCCUAUGUCGAUUCUAACUCUAUAGCCAUAUGGGGCUGAGUUAACCCUGAUCAAAGGGUAACCCUAGGGUUAAUUUGCCUACACUACACAAAGGCAUUGCAAGACGAUUAUAACGACAUUGUAUUCAGCUGUGGUGUAGCGGUGGCGCCGGCGACCGAUUGGAUGUAUACCGACUCUGUCUAUACUGAACGACAUAUGGGUUUCCCCACACCUGAAGACAAUCUGCAAAACUAUCGCUUGUCGUCGACAUUGGAUUACGUGAAGCGUUUGAAUGGCAAACAGUUUUUGCUUGUAUUCGGCACCGCAGACGUCAUUACACACAACAUUCAAGCGAUGAUGCUUUUGAAGGCUCUGAAUGAGGCGAAUGUGAAAUACCAAACACAGGUAUAUCCCGAUCAGAGACACGGUUUGCAGCAAUCAAUGGCACACAUGUAUACACGAAUGACCGACUUCUUUGACCAGUGUUUCAAUCAUAACAUCAAACAUAAAUGA
Medioppia subpectinata is the source of this 1644-nucleotide messenger RNA. NCBI's taxonomy places the organism in Eukaryota, Metazoa, Arthropoda, Arachnida, Sarcoptiformes, Oppiidae. The record is from the annotation of a GenBank genome assembly.